CGCCUGCCAAUCAAACAGUUCUCAGCCAAUCAGCUGCUUUUGUCCUUUUGACUCGCUCUCCCGUCUAACAGCUCACCGGCAGCUUGUGCUUUUACCCCAUCCAACAUGUCGGCUACGUCCGUGUUCCCCAUGUGUGUCCGGGCGAGCCGGGGCCUCCUGCGGCUCCGGAGCGGGGCGGCGGGCGUCUCCUCCCCGGCUGUGGUGCACACAGUCCGGACACUCUCCGCGGAGAAGCCGCCGACAGGCAGCGUGACGGGCGGGCUGGCUCAGGCUAUCCUCCAGGAGAAGCUCCAGCAGCAGCAGAGCCAGGGCCAGCCCCCUCCUGAGGGAGGUGAGGGAGAGCGGGACGGGGAGCAGAAGGACGACAAGAAGCAGAAGGAGAACACGGCCUACGCUAAGAAGAUGGUGCUCCGACUGGCAGGGCUCAUGGGGAUCGGCGGGGCGGUCGGCAUGGUCUACUUAUUCGGCAGCAAUUCAGUGGACGAACAAGGAAACCCGAUUCCAGACGAGUUCGACAGAGGUGAGUCUGACAAAUAUAUAUAUUUUACAAUUAUCAUUACGCUUUUUGUUUUACACAACUUUAAACCACGGCCCAUUAAAUCAGUCAGAUCAGACACUUAGAGGAACAGCAUGAGCCUGUCAGGGACAAAAAUGACAACUUUGAGUGGAUGGUUUAGUUUUCCGUAAAAAGUCGAAAGGAUUAUGUUGCAGUCUGUUUCACAUCGCUUUUUGAAGCCAUCCAGCCCCAAAGAAUGAACCAAUAAGACUCUAAAAUAUGUAAAAAUCAAGAACCAAAAACUGUAAUUGCCUUUUUUUUUGGUCACAAGUCAGAUUUCUUCCUGGGACGAUUUGCAAUCUGCUUCAGAACAAUUAAAAACCAGCAGCAGAUUGCAGACUGAAAGAGGCCUUAUA
Labrus bergylta (ballan wrasse) is the source of this 912-nucleotide messenger RNA. The record is from RefSeq and is a predicted model, not a curated record. NCBI's taxonomy places the organism in Eukaryota, Metazoa, Chordata, Actinopteri, Labriformes, Labridae.